AUGUCCUUGCCCGCCGUGAGACGGUUGACCCACACGUCUCCCCGCACUUUGGCCCGCAUCCCCAUCUCCAGACUUCAUUUCGCUUCUCCUUCUCCCAUUACCUCCAUUCCUCGUGUGAACAAAACUGCUCCUAGAUUUUCUACUAUGGCUGCUCGUCAAUCUGCGGCACCUCCCGCCUCAGCGGAUAAGUCCUAUGAUCCUGAAAUUCAGGAUAUGGCCAAGUAUAUCCACGAGUACAAUGUGGAUUCGGACCUGGCGUUCGAUACUGCUCGUCUUGUUUUCUUGGAUACCCUUGGUUGUGGCCUUGAGGCCCUGAAAUUCAAGGAGUGCGCGAAGCUACUCGGCCCCACUGUGGAAGGCACCGUGGUUCCCCACGGUACCCGCGUUCCGGGCACCCCAUACCAACUGGACCCUAUCAAUGGCGCCUUCAACAUCGGUGCCAUGAUCCGCUGGCUGGAUUACAACGAUUGUUGGUUGGCCGCGGAGUGGGGUCAUCCCUCUGACAACCUGGGUGGUAUUCUGGCUGUGGCCGAUUGGAUUUCACGCACUAACCGUGCGGGUGGCAACCUUGGAAACGGCAAGAUCUUGACUAUCCGCGAUGUUCUGGAGGCGAUGAUCAAGGCUCAUGAGAUCCAGGGUGUUCUGGCUUUGGAGAAUUCCUACAACAAGGUCGGCCUUGAUCACGUUGUCCUGGUCAAAGUUGCCACUACCGCAGUUGUCUCGAAGAUGAUGGGUCUCACGGAGAAGCAGACUGCUGACGCCAUCACCCAGGCGUGGGUUGAUGGUCAGUCCCUCCGUACCUACCGCCACUCACCCAACACCAUGUCUCGUAAGUCUUGGGCUGCCGGUGAUGCUUGCCAGCGUGCCGUGAACCUGGUUCUCAAGGUGCAGAAGGGUGAAGGUGGUCUGCACACUGUUCUCUCUGCGCCCACCUGGGGUUUCUACGAUGUCUUGUUCAAGGGCAAGAAGUUUGAGUACCAGCGGCCCUAUGGCAGCUACGUCAUGGAGAAUGUUCUCUUCAAGGUCUCCUACCCUGCCGAGUUCCACUCCCAGACCGCUAUCGAGGCCGCUCAAAUUAUUAACAAGAAGCUGGCUGAGAUGGGCAAGAGUGUUAAGGACAUCAAGGAGAUUACUAACCGUACCCACGAGGCCUGCAUUCGUAUCAUCGACAAGCAGUUCAAGGCCAUGGACAACUUUGCUGACCGAGACCACUGUGUCCAGUACAUGGUUGCCACAAUGCUGGUUUUCAACCGCCUGACCGCUAACGACUAUGCGGACGGUUCUGAAGCUGCCACCUCUCCUGUGCUGGAGGAUCUCCGCAAGCGUAUCCGCUGUGUCGAGGAUGAGCAGUUCACCAAGGACUACCAUGACCCAUCUAAGCGUACUAUCCCCAAUGCCUUGACUGUGACCCUGAAUGACGGUACCGUUCUGAAUGAGGUGGUUGUUGAGGCUCCUCUCGGCCACCGCCUGCGUCGUGAAGAGGCUAAGCCUGAGAUUCUUGCUAAGUACAAGCGCCAUCUCCAGGCACACUUCGACCAGGCUCGCAUUGAUGAGCUGCUGAAGGUGGGCUGGGACCGCCAGCAGCUGGAGAACUUUGAGGUUGACAAGUAUGUUGACCUCUACGUUAAGGAUAAGAUGGUUGCCUCGGCCUAA
Molecule: messenger RNA, 1653 nt
Organism: Penicillium malachiteum
Lineage: Eukaryota; Fungi; Ascomycota; Eurotiomycetes; Eurotiales; Aspergillaceae
Product: putative 2-methylcitrate dehydratase
Exons: 4
Coding region: 1-1653 (550 amino acids)
Cellular component (GO): mitochondrion
Molecular function (GO): 2 iron, 2 sulfur cluster binding; 2-methylcitrate dehydratase activity
Source: RefSeq, a predicted model, not a curated record